AUGCCGCAUGCCGCGAAAGUCCAGGAGGUGCAACAGCUGGAGGCGGAGCGGCAGCAGCUGAAGGUGGAGAGGCAGCAACUCACCUCGGAGAUCGAGGAGCUGUCGAGCGCCACCGGCACCAUGCGCGACGAGGCACAGCAUCAGCGACAGGAGAUGGAAGAGGCCUACAGCCGCCUCCAGGAGGAGCUGGAGAUGCAGCGUGCGACAUGUGCGACGCAUUUGGCGGAGGUAAAGGCGAAGGAGGUG
Messenger RNA from Effrenium voratum, 246 nucleotides. NCBI's taxonomy places the organism in Eukaryota, Dinophyceae, Suessiales, Symbiodiniaceae. The record is from the annotation of a GenBank genome assembly.